Messenger RNA from Polistes canadensis, 1483 nucleotides. It is a transcript of the gene mtTFB2, whose product is annotated as dimethyladenosine transferase 2, mitochondrial. Gene Ontology annotation, molecular function: rRNA (adenine-N6,N6-)-dimethyltransferase activity; mitochondrial transcription factor activity. Gene Ontology annotation, cellular component: mitochondrial matrix. The transcript has 3 exons. The record is from RefSeq and is a predicted model, not a curated record. Bases 139 to 1467 code for a protein of 442 amino acids. Gene Ontology annotation, biological process: rRNA methylation; transcription initiation at mitochondrial promoter. Lineage: Eukaryota; Metazoa; Arthropoda; Insecta; Hymenoptera; Vespidae.
AAUAUUUCAUUAAAUAGAAUUGAUCUCAGUUCUUUUAUUGUACAUAUGUUCAAUCGACGUUGUUAACUUUUAAAACAAAGUUUAGUUAGACGUAAUGCAAUUUGCUAUUAUAGAAUUGUAUAAUAAGAAAAGAGCGCAAUGAUAAGCAUUAAUUUUAUAAUUUCAUUAAUUAAACAAAUGGAAAGGAUUAAACCUUUGACAAUGUUAUUGACACAUACAAAAUCUUGCUUAUAUGCAAAUUAUUCACGAUUGUUCUCAAACAGUAAUAACAUUGUCACAGUAAAUAAUAUUGAUAAUGAUAAAAUAAAAAGAAAUGAAUUGGAAACAAUAGCAAUUAAGAAAGGAAAAGCAAAGAUAUUAAGUGAUUUUAAAGAGCAUACAAUUAUAGAAGAUAUUGUAAGAGUUAUUAAUCCCGAACUAGGUGAAAUUUGUCCCAAAAAAUAUAUGAAAAUAAUAACCGGUAAAGGGAAUAUUUUCUAUUUGAUGGAAAAAAAUACAGCUACGAAAUUUGUCCAAUUGAUAAUCAAUGAUCUUUCCAAAGAUAUGAGCUUCGUAGCGGAAUGUAAUCCUGGGAUAGGUAUAUUAACGGAAGAAUUGUUAAAUGCUGGUAUUAAAAAGAUAUACGCUUUUGAAACAAACCAUUGUUUUUAUCCUAAGUUAAAUGAAUUACAAACGAAAUAUCCUAAUAGGCUCGUUAUAAGAAACGCGAAUUUAUUUGAGAUGAGCAAACUACAUUUCAUGGAUCAACAGGAUAACAUGAAUAGAAUAAAAACAAUAUUAAAUGAUAUCCCUGAUGUACCUUGGGAAAAUGAAUCAACAUACAUGCAAGUUAUUGGAGUAUGUACUAAUAUCAAAUUCUUUAAGCAUUUACUAUUGGCUCUUGUGUUUCGUAACAGUUGUAUGAAAUUUGGAAGACCAUCUUUUUAUACGGCGAUAACACCAUCUCUUUGGAAUGCUCUAAGUUCCCCUAGCAAUAAAGCCAUGAUGCAUUACCUUUAUAUUUCCUUUCAAACAUUAUUUAAUUGUAAAUAUUUAGGUGAUAUAGAAAGAAUGUCGUAUAUACCUUGGAAAAAACAGUCACUAAGGUUUAAAAACAAAAUCCAUGAUCAUGAGAUCUUAAAAGUUGUUAAAAUAGAACCAAAAGCAGAACUUUUCAAUAAUUAUUUAAAAUUAGAAGAAAUAAUACCUUAUUGGUAUUUUGUUAAAUAUCAUUAUACAGAACGAGAUCAAAGAAUAAUACCCGAAUUGGAAAAAUGGGUACCAGGAUCUGGACUGAAAUUAAUACAAAUGGACUACAAUAUAUUUACUCGUUUUAUAGAUUUAACACCUAUCGAAUGUUUAAAUCUUUAUAAAGAAUUUGUAUCCUGGCCGGAAUUUGAAAGUUCUAUGUUUCUAUCAAGUGCGCAUAGUUACGUACAAAUUUUUAAUCAAAUCAAUAUAUCUACCACCAAAGUCAAUAAAAUAUAAUUGACAAAUAAACAAU